GGGAGCUCUAGCCAUUUCUUAUGUCUAUGGUCUAGUCUUCCGCCCGCCCAUUCGAUGGAUGGGUAGGUUUCAGUUUCCAGUUCCUAGAAAUCACGUGACGGAUUGAGGUGUGUGAGAUUAUUUGUAUCGUUUCUCUUUGGACUCGUAUAUUGUAUACCGGAAAUCAGCCUGUCUUGUUGUGGAGCAAGUUGUGGUUGUGCGUAACUCCACCAUCUACAAAGAGGAUUCCCAACCCUAAUGUUGGGAUCUCUUCCCGGCUGCAAUGGAGGAACCAGCGGUGUCAGUGCUGAAGCGGGCGGUGGAACUGGACUCUGCAUCUCGUUUCCAAGAGUCGCUCAUUUGCUACCAGGAAGGGAUUGACCUCCUGCUGCGGGUGCUUAAAGCUACAAAGGAUGAGAAGAAAAAGGCUCAUUACAGAGAAAAAAUAUCAAGUUACAUGAACAGAGCUGAAGAUAUUAAGAAAUAUAUUGAGAAAGAGAAGGAAGAUGGAAAGUACCACAAACAAAUUAAAAUUGAAGAAAACACAAAAGGCUUCAGCUAUGAAAAGCUAUUUCAACAAUAUCUUAGUGAAACUGUGUCAGAGGUUUGGAUUGAGGACCCUUAUAUUAGGCAAGUUCAUCAGUUGUACAACUUUUUACGAUUCUGUGAAAUGCUUGUUAAGGGACCAUGCAAAGUGAGAACUAUCCACCUUCUUACCUCUUAUGAUGAAGGCAAUGGAAAGACUCAACAGAUGAGUGUUCUAGAAGAGAUACAACAGUCCCUGAAAGAUUAUGGCGUAACAUUGGAUGUAUCCUACUCUCCUUCUAUACAUGAUCGAGAAAUAAGAUUCAACAAUGGAUGGGUGAUUAAGAUUGGAAGAGGCCUUGACUAUUUUAAGAAACCACAGGGUCGUUUUUGCCUUGGAUAUUGUGACUUUGAUUUGAGACCAUGUCACGAAACUACUGUGGACAUCUUUCACAUCAAACAUACAAAGAAAACAUGACCUUAUUCUCUACUUCAAGUAGUCUUACUGUUGUUGUUUUUAAAGUUUCAGCUAUCUUACCUACAUCUACCAUGUGUUCUUUUUAUAAAAUAAUCUGAAUUUUGUACAUCAUGUGGUAAUUUCUUGAAUGAGCAAGGACGGGCCAGAUAUGCUGCAACCACUUCUGCCACAAAUGCUUACAGAAUGUGUGGUCAGAGAAACACAAGACUACUGGUGAGCAUGAACAGUAUUCUGAAGAACAGUAACCAAAAGAGGCACAACAGCCUAGAACAAGUGUAGUAUAAUUGGGCCCUGAGGAAGUCUACAAGCAAUGGAAGAAGGCAUGGGCAUUCCCGGGAACAUCAGUUGCUAGAUUAACCUCUAUGCUUGGGCUUGCUGUCUCAGGAUACCACAUAGUGGCUAACUUUUCCUGUUCAAAAGCUAGAGGAGCUGUAAUUCAACAUAGUAAAUAUUUACUUGAAAACAAUUUAUUUCAAAGAACUUACUUCCAAAUAAAUGAACUUAAGAUCACAAUGUGAGAGUUAAUCCAGUCUGAAAAAGCAGUACAUUGUAUGGCAUCCAUAUUUCAUGAAUGUUGUGUUUCCUUGGGAUUCAAAAGGAAUGAAUUGCGCUUCUUAGGACAAUUGUUCUUAUGACUGUCACUGAAUAAAUGGUUUUUCAUAAAUAUAUAAAUACAUAUUUAAAUAUGGCUGUAUUUUUAAUAUUUAUAAGCUGUUACAAGAACCUCUGAGAUAUAAUUGUUUGAAAUUAUUUAAAAAAUGGAAGCUUUUCAAUUAAUAAAAAUUCUCAAUGCA
Hemicordylus capensis (graceful crag lizard) is the source of this 1776-nucleotide messenger RNA. RefSeq names its product microtubule interacting and trafficking domain containing 1 (gene MITD1). The record is from RefSeq and is a predicted model, not a curated record. Gene Ontology annotation, cellular component: midbody. The transcript is spliced from 7 exons. Bases 263 to 982 code for a protein of 239 amino acids. NCBI's taxonomy places the organism in Eukaryota, Metazoa, Chordata, Lepidosauria, Squamata, Cordylidae. Gene Ontology annotation, biological process: midbody abscission.